UUACAAGAAUUAUUUAUAUAAAACUAGACUUUUAAUAAGAUAAAAUGAAGAUGGAUCAAAGGAAUAAUGAAUAUAAUAGAUAUCUUUUAAAUUCAUAUGAAGAAGCACGUUUUUUUAAUGAUUUUUGUUGUAUUGAUUCUCUUAUUUAUGAAGGACUAUUUUAUGGAAAAGAAGCAAAGGAUCAGGAAAAUAACAAUUGUCCUGUAUUUUUUAAAAAAUCAAAUUCAUCAAAAAAUCAAGUACUUAAAAAAAUAUGUGAAAAUAGUUCAUAUAAAAAAGAAUUUGAACCAGAUCUAUGUCUAAAAGAAGCACAGGAAAGGGCUAAUAGAUGUCUAUAUUUUCAAGAAUACUAUACACUAUAUAAAGAGGCUCAAGAUCUAUAUGAAGAUAUAACAGUUUGUAAAACAGAUUUAGAGUCAAUGGGAAAAUUGAAAAAUAUAUGUUCUUCUUUGUAUAAAUGUCUUAUACUUCGUAAUCAGUAUAUUAAGUUCUCACUUCAACGUCAUAUUGAUAACCCAAGACAUGAAAAAGUAUGGGACAUAUAUCCUAAGGAUAAUGAAGAAUUUGAGAUUGAAAAAUGUUUAAUUCCGGGUGAAGAUAAUCAAAUAAAGUAUAGAUAUGAAAGCUCAGGAAUUUUUCAAACAUAUUCAUCUCAAAAUGAUAUGGAUAUUGGUAAUUCAUUAUUAAAUGUUGCAACAAUAUCUGAAUUCUAUGAAAAUUUUAAGGAAAUUUGUGAUGUAAUAAAUGAUGAAUCAAUUAAGGAAUUUUCUUCUAAAAGGUUAAAAUACUUAGAAGAUAAAUGGGAAGAAUAUAUAACAUCUCAUGAGAAAGACGAAAUCAUAAGAAUCAAACAAAUUCCUCUUAAAGACUUUUAUAAUAUUAGAAAAGUUGAUACACAUAUUCAUCAUGAUGCAUCUGCUACUAAAAAACAUUUGUUGGGAUUUAUCAAAAGAAAAUUGAGAGAUUCUCCAAAUGAUAUUGUGUUAUAUCAGGAUGGAAAAUAUCAUACAUUAAAAGAUAUAUUCGAUUCUUUUAAUUUAACUGAAUAUGAUCUUACAAUUGAUACUCUUGACAUGCAUGCUUAUAAGGAUACAUUUCAACAUUUUGAAGUAUUUAAUUCAAGAUUUAGUCCAUUUGGAAAACCUAUAUUUAGAACUAUUUUCUUAAGCACAGAUAAUUAUAUGAAAGGAAAAUAUUUUGCAGAAUUGACACAUGAGCUUAUUAACAAAUUAGAAGAUGAUAAAUAUAAAAUGGCAGAAUAUAGACUUACUAUUUUUGGGAUAUCAUUAGAUGAAUGGGAUAAAUUAGCAUCAUGGGUUAUUGAUAACAAUUUGUUUUCACUAAAUGUUCGCUGGAUAAUACAAGUUCCUAGAAUUUAUAAUAUUUUUAAAAAGAAUGGGACUCUCAAUAACAUGGAGGAACUUAUAAAAAAUUUUUUUCAACCACUUUUUGAAAUAACCUUUGAUCCAUCUAAAAAUCCUAAACUUCAUAUUUUUUUACAGAGAGUUGUCGGCUUUGAUUCUGUAGAUGAUGAAUCAAAACCUGAAAUUGAAGUGGAUUGUAAAUUCUUAACUCCAACUUGGGAUUAUCCGGAAAAUCCACCUUAUCUUUAUUGGCAUUAUUAUACAUAUAUGAAUAUGGCAGUUCUUAAUCAUUGGAGGAAGGAAAGAGGAUUUAAUACCUUUCUAUUUAGGCCACAUUCUGGAGAAGCAGGAAAUAUUAGCCAUCUUGCAUGUUCAUUUUUAACAAGUUAUUCUAUUAAUCAUGGAAUUUUACUAGAAAAAAAUUACACAAUACAAUAUUUAUAUUAUUUAGCUCAAAUUGGGAUUUCUAUGUCUCCAAUAUCAAAUAAUUUAUUAUUUUUAAGGUUUCAUGAAAAUCCAUUUCCACUUUUUUUUAAAAGAGGAUUAAAUGUAACACUUUCUACAGAUGAUCCUGUUCAAUUUCAUUUUACAGAAGAUCCACUCCUUGAAGAAUAUGCUGUAGCUUCUCAGAUUUGGAGUUUAUCUGCUGUAGACAUGUGUGAACUUGCACGAACUUCUGUUCUUCAGAGUGGCUUUGAAUAUAAGCUUAAAAUGGAAUGGUUUGGAGAUGAAUUUCAGGAUGAAAAUAAGACAAAUGUACCUAAAAUUCGUCUGGAUUUUAGGAAAAAGACAUACUUUUAUGAAUUAUUUAUAUUAAUUCGGAAUAUUGCUUUUGAUUCAGAGAAUUAAUCAUUUUUAAUAUAAAAACCCUUUAGCUUUAUACAUACUAGCAAUC
Molecule: messenger RNA, 2259 nt
Organism: Pneumocystis carinii B80
Lineage: Eukaryota; Fungi; Ascomycota; Pneumocystomycetes; Pneumocystales; Pneumocystaceae
Product: AMP deaminase
Exons: 12
Coding region: 45-2213 (722 amino acids)
Biological process (GO): AMP metabolic process; IMP salvage
Cellular component (GO): cytosol
Molecular function (GO): AMP deaminase activity
Source: RefSeq, a predicted model, not a curated record